Messenger RNA from Haliotis rufescens (red abalone), 1997 nucleotides. RefSeq lists its product as uncharacterized. NCBI's taxonomy places the organism in Eukaryota, Metazoa, Mollusca, Gastropoda, Lepetellida, Haliotidae. The record is from RefSeq and is a predicted model, not a curated record. Gene Ontology annotation, biological process: monoatomic anion transport; transmembrane transport. Bases 42 to 1547 code for a protein of 501 amino acids. The transcript is spliced from 11 exons. Gene Ontology annotation, molecular function: transmembrane transporter activity.
AUAGGCAAGAUGCAUGUACAUGAUAUGUGAAUAUAUACAACAUGUCGAGUUCGGAGAAGCCAGCAUCGAAAGAUGAGAAAUCCCCUGUAGCAUUCUCAUUAUCUUGCUUGUGUUCACAACGAUGGCUGCUGGCCUACGUUGGCUGGCUCGGAUGUAUCAUGCUAUACGCCGCCCGUGCCAACCUCAGCGUCGCCAUCGUGUGCAUGGUCAACGACACCGACACCAAUUCCACGUCGUCGAUAUCGGAGCAUGCCGAGUUCUACUGGUCCAAGGGAGAGCAGUCUGGAAUCCUCAGCUCGUUUUUCUACGGCUACAUAUUGACACAGAUUCCCGCGGGAAUACUGGCGAGUAGAUAUGGCGGGAAGUACGUAAUGUUUAUCGGGAUGCUGAUUGGCUCGAUCGUUUCACUGCUUCUACCAAUCGGCGCCCGGACUUCCAUCUACCUGGUGUAUGUGCUGCGCGUGAUUCUUGGAGUGUGCCAGGGAGUCUUGUUUCCAUCUCUACAAUCCCUUUGGGGCAGAUGGGCGCCGCCAUUGGAGAGGACAAAACUCACUGCUGUCUGUUAUUCAGGAACUCAGUUUGGUAGCAUAGCAACGUUCGCUAUAUCGGGGUUCAUGUGCAUAUAUGGCUUCGAUAAUGGAUGGGGUUCCAUCUUCUAUGUUACAGGUGGAAUAUCGUUGUUAUGGUGCGGGCUGUGGUAUAUAACGGUCGCCAGCACACCGGCUCAGCACCCUCGUAUUACGAAGAGAGAGAGGAAUUAUAUUAUCACAAGUAUAGGGGAAAAACAACAGACGUUCUCGACCCCAUGGGCCGCCCUGCUGAAGUCACCGGCGCUGUGGGCGUGUCUAACUGCACACGUGUGUUGUAACUGGAUUAUAUACACACUACUGACCAACAUACCAACAUUCCUUAAAGAAGUGCUGGAUUUCGACAUAGCCGAGAACGGCUUGCUGUCGUCCAUUCCCUACGUGAGCCAGGCCGUGUCUGGAAUGUUGACAGGUCAGGUGGCCGACUACAUCCGGUCAAGGAAUUACCUCAGCACAACGGCCACGCGGAGGAUCUUCCAGAUCAUCGCCUUCGUGGGGGCAGGUGCGUGUCUGAUCGGGACAGGGUUUGUGAGCGUGGAGCACCGCUACGUCGCUGUUGUUUUGUUGACGAUAGCCAUGUGGUUUGUUGGGAUGGCAUCUGCUGGCUACAUUGUCAACACUGUCGACUUCGCUCCAAGAUACGCUGGUAUACUGUUCGGUAUUUGUAACGCUGCUGCGACGGUCCCGGGGAUGGUGGCGCCUCUCCUAGCCGGUGCCCUCACCCCAAACAAAACUCAGGAAGAAUGGCGGAACGUGUUUUACGUGUGUGCGGGAUUCUGUGCCCUGGGAAGUUUGGUGUUCGGCACCCAGGCCCGGGGGGAGCUGCAGCCCUGGGCCGUGGACCAGGUGGAGGUAGACGUGGGGGAAGGGCAGGAGGUCCCCGACGUGUCAGACAGAGCUCUGGAUACCAAGGACACUUUUGACAAGAAGGCAACUACAGAUACGUCAACUCAUCUGUAACAGUUUUCAGGCUAACAGAAUACCACAUACAUCGGAUACAGUGAACCUCCAUUAGCCGUAUCAUUGAUAUAGAACAUAUGUUAACCAGACAAUUUUACAGAGAAUGAAUUCCAAUAGACGUUCUGUGCAAGUGGUCCCUGGAAUUGAAACCACCACAUAAAACGCCAUGACAUUCACUGAUAGGUGUUAUAUUGUUAAGCAGAAAAGUAUCUCUAAAGAACAUGUGAAGUUAACAUGUUGAAAAUAUGGGGCCCAAAUAGGAAGAACGUGAAUCCAAAUGAAAGUAGUAUCUUUCAAUGUACCAAAGCACGACUUGGAGAUUAAUAAACACGAAGAAUUAUCUUCACCAAAAACAUUCGUCAUGCCGAAGACCCGGGUUCGAUUCCCGACAUGGGUACAAUGUGUGAAGUCCAUUUCUGGUGUCCCCCGCCGUGAUAUUGCUGGAAUAUU